Molecule: messenger RNA, 1992 nt
Organism: Olea europaea var. sylvestris
Lineage: Eukaryota; Viridiplantae; Streptophyta; Magnoliopsida; Lamiales; Oleaceae
Product: UDP-glycosyltransferase 74E1-like
Exons: 2
Coding region: 334-1740 (468 amino acids)
Molecular function (GO): UDP-glycosyltransferase activity
Source: RefSeq, a predicted model, not a curated record
CCCUAACUGAGUCGAAGUCCAGGAUUCGCCCCUGGUUGAAACUUGUGAAAUGCUAUUGUCUUCGGCGUCUGGAUUCUAGAAACAUUGGUAGCUCCAGAAGCUUAUAUCGCUGGAUUGACGAAUGCUUCAAACAUCCAAAUGGUGCCAAAUACAUGCCAUGCUAAGUGUGCAUUUUUUAACCUUUCAACAUAGGACAAUUAAUUCCGGCAUGGACCGAAAAAAAUAAUAAAAAGGACGAAAAGAAGAGUAAUAUAUAGAAACAUCCUCCUAAGCUUAGAUGGGGAACCUUGUAAUUCCCAUUGUGUGCUACCAUCCAAAGUCCACCUCUUUGACAUGGCUUAUAAAUAUCACAGGACAAUAAAAAGGCCCAUCACAGAUAAAGAAGAAAUGGCAGAUAAUAAGCCUCAUAUCAUAGUCUUCCCUUUUCCUGCACAAGGUCAUAUAAAUCCAGCACUGGAAUUCUCCAAGUGCCUAGCCUCAAAUGGCCUAAAAGUGACCAUCAUUCUAACCACUAUGGUAAGCAAAUCUGCACAAGUUCCAUCGAACACAUCGAUCAAUGUCGAAACUAUCUCCGAUGGUACAGAAGAUGUUAAAGAACAAGAGAGUAUAGAAGGCUUCUUCAAGCGAUUCAAAGAAAAAGCUUCCCAGAACUUGGCCAAGUUCAUUCGGGAACAAAGAGAGACAUGCCCGGCUAAAGUUCUGGUGUACGACUCGACCAUGCCAUGGGCUUUGAAUGUAGCACACCGGGAAGGCCUACUUGGGGCUUCAUUUUUCACACAGGCUAGUGGUGUGUGUGCUGUCUACUAUCAUAUGUACACAGGGUUGAUAAAAUUUCCUUAUCAAGAUUCGGAGAUAGUGUUGCCUUCCAUGGUUCCGCUUGGUGUCAAUGAUUUGCCUUGUUUUUCGUUUUUACCGGAUGCAGAGAAUACCAUUUUAAGGCAACUUACUGAUCAAUUCUCAAAUCUUGAGGAAGCAGAUUGGAUCUUUAUCAACACUUUCGACAAGCUGGAAAAUGAGGUACUUAACUGGAUGACAAGCCGGUGGCCGUUUAAGACUGUUGGACCGACUUUUUCAUUAACAUACCCGGGAAAGGAAAUUGCCAACGAAAAAACUCAUAAGAUUAAUCUAUUUGAACAAAAUUAUGAAGAAAGCAUGAAAUGGCUAGAUUCAAGAGAAACUGGUUCUGUUGUGUAUGUCUCAUUUGGAAGUGUCGCAAGCCUCAAAGAAGAACAAAUGGAAGAACUAUCACAUGGCCUUAUGAUGAGCAACUGCUAUUUCUUAUGGGUAGUUCGAGCUUCAGAGGAGAAUAAACUUCCAAAAAACUUCACUUCAAUGGUAUCCGAAAAAGGUCUAGUAGUGAAUUGGUGUCCCCAAACAGAAGUCUUGUCUCAUCGGGCCAUAGCGUGCUUUAUGACACACUGUGGAUGGAAUUCUACACUCGAGGCAUUGACUUCUGGGGUUCCUUUUAUAGCCAUGGGACAGUGGGUUGAUCAAACGACUAAUGCGAAACUUAUUGAGGACGAAUUUAAAGUAGGGAUACGCGUUAAACCCGAUGAAAAUGGGUUGGUUAGUAGAGAAGAAAUUGAAAUGUGUAUAAAAGAAGUUAUUCGAGGAGAACAAGGAAAGAAGCUCAAAGAAAGUGCCGACAAGUGGAAGGAAUUGGCCAAAGAGGCCGUCGAUAAAGGUGGGAGUUCUGCUACGAACGUUGAAGAUUUUGUUUCGAAACUUUUCACUUGUUGAAGAUUUUGUUUCGUAACUUUUUGACUUUGUUACUUAUGCUUUUCAGAUUACAGCUAGGAUGGAAAAUGAUUUCAGAAUUUAACGGUAAAAUUGGAAAUAAAGUGUUUUUGUCCCUCUUGACUUGUUAAAGUCAAAUUUGCUGAUGCCAACACAGGUCAUUCAUGACGUAAUCUGUGGCACAGUUGGGAAGAAAUCAGUCUAUUUAACUUUGUAAUCAUCCAUUAAUUGAUAAAACGUUACAUUAUAUGUCUC